AAACAAUAUUCUGUACAAGUCAUCAAUUAUAGUAAACGUAAAAAACUAUGAUGAAGCAAUUUACAAGUUUUUCUAUUUUAAUAAUUUGUGGAAUUUCUGAAAUUCUUGGUGAAACUUGCCAAAAACCUGAGGUUGUUGCUUCUGCAUAUGUUACGGAAGAUGCGACAAUUUUAACGAAUGUCGCCUUUACAACACAAUUUGUGCUUAAAUGCAGCAAUGGUGUGAAAGGUAUUACACUCUACGCAGAAGUUGACGGAAAGUCAUUACCGGCUGCUAGAUUAAGUUCUGACAAUAAAUACCAGGUUUCUUGGACAGAAGAUGUGAAAAAAGCACAUUCUGGGGAUUACAACAUAAAACUAUAUGAUGAAGAAAGAUAUGCAGCUAUACGUAAAGCAAUAAGAAAUGGAGAGGAUCCAAGCAGUGUAAAACCCCUAGUUGUAGUAGUACUUAAUAAUCCAGGCAUAUAUCUUGGACCAUGGGUUAACUCAGAACUCCUUGCUGUUCUUUUGGCUGCUUUUGUAUCAUAUUCUGCUUUCUCUUCUAAAUUCAAGCUUCUUGCUUGA
This is a messenger RNA of Habropoda laboriosa, 563 nucleotides long. Its product is annotated as translocon-associated protein subunit delta-like. The record is from RefSeq and is a predicted model, not a curated record. Gene Ontology annotation, cellular component: endoplasmic reticulum; membrane; endomembrane system. Bases 48 to 563 code for a protein of 171 amino acids. Lineage: Eukaryota; Metazoa; Arthropoda; Insecta; Hymenoptera; Apidae. The transcript has 2 exons.